GAGGUGAGCCGUGCUUAAAGAGCCUCACCACACAAGCAACCACACACACAGAAAGAACUUUGAGAUGGAUAAACUGGCUGCGCUAGUUGGAGACAAAGUGGGUGACAUAGUUGAGGGUGCGGUGAAGAGCGCCUUGGGUAUAGAAGACAAAGACAAAGACAAAGACAAAGACAAAGACAAAGGAGGUUUCCUGUCCCUGUUUGGAGGAGACAAGGAAGACGACGAGCGAGACAAGGACAAAGGAGGCAUGUUCUCGUUUGGCGACGACAAGAAGAAAGACGAUGACGACAAGGGAAGCUUCUUCUCCAAAAUAUUUGACCGAGACGACGAUGACAGGAAGCAGAAGCCAUCUGGCUUUAAAGGAUUGUUCAACGAGCAGGAAGGCCAGAGGGGAGGAGGAGAAGGUCCACAAGGAGGAGGAGGAAAACAAAGCGUCAAUCUAAGUGACGGAGAUUUGUUUGAUGAUCUGAUGAGCGUGGCAGAAGAAACAUCUAAAGGAGAUUAAGAUGACGACAACAUUUCACUUUUUCACUUUUCAUCCGCACGGCUGGAACCCCAGCUCACUGAAAAGAACAUUUCCUCGUGGUGGUCUUUGACAGCUAAGCUAGGCUAAACCAUAAAAACAGUAGUCGUCCCUCGCAAUGUACUGGUUUGAUUAUCGCUCCCUCACUAUAUCGCUUUUUCAGAAAUUAAUCAAUGAAUAAAUGGUGGCUGUUUGGUGGUAGACUAGGAUCUGUUAUUAGUCCAAGCAUAUUGAAAUACAAGCGAUAGUGACAAAACAUUAAGACUUUACCUUACAUUACAUUAUACCGUCUAUACUGUCAGGGGAAUCGAGAGAGGCAGGUAGUAUUUUAUCGUACUCAUCAUGCAAUUUGACUCUCAAAUACGCUUGUAUGCUCCACAGCCCUCUAUUUUGUUACAUUGCCCUGGUUUCACUUUUGAGUUCAGUCUGUACAGUACAGAUAAAUAAACAGAUAUCAGUUUCUCGAUAGCAUUUCAAAUCGGGGGGACGUGAAUCCAUUUCUGUCCCAUAGGGGAGCAUGACAGAAAAUACUUGAGAACCACUGCAUGACCUUAACUACUGCAUGAAGUCAUUAAGUCAGCCAUGGCAUAUCCGACAUGAUUGAGUGAAAAAAAAGUUCUCCUCCCAUUCCGUGUGGAAGUGGUACGUUUCUGGCUUCUUAAGUUUAAAAGAAAUCAAUUCGAGGCUAACUGGUUAGCUUGCUAGCCAGCUGCCGUCUCAAAUCCCUGCAUUAUAAGACUUGAGCAAUGUGUUGUAAACAAUGAAUAAUAUGAGUGUAAAGGUGACUUUAGUCAUUUAAUGUCUACGGGGUUCUAAAAAUGUAAAAAAAAAAACAUAUGUAGAAAGCAGUAAACAGGUUUUAUGGUCUAACUACAAAAAUAUCCAAUUUAUUAACAUUAAAUCCUAUACCACGGAAAUCCAUUUAUCGCAGUCGGGUCUGGAACCAAUGAACCGCUAUAAACGAGGGACUACUGUAGUUUCAUGUGACCGCCACAGGGUUUCAUAGACAUGCUAGCUUAGCAUGGAGCUAAGGUAGCUCAGCCAGCUCAGAGUAAAGAAUGUUUUGUUGAAUCUUGUUUCGACAUCGACAGACGAGUUUAAAUGACUGCUAUCAUGUUGUAAUUGUUGGAAUCAUAAAUAUAGUGUACACAACUAAAACAUGUCUCAUAUUUCACGCUGACAGUCCAAGCUUGAUCUCACAAAGGCGAGCAGUCGCUAUAGCAACAAGAAAUCAUCCACGCAUCCAUCUUCUUCCACUUAUCGGAGGUCAGGUCGCGGGAGCAGCAGCCUAAGCAGGGAAGCCCAAUCGGCUUUCAGCUCCAGGUUCUGAAGUGAAGCACAUCCAGGUGGCUGCACAGAGGCUCCCUCUCUCCGGCUACUUCAUCCAUCUCCUCCCGGCGGAUUCCAGGCCAGUUGAGAGACAUAGCCAUAAGCCACCUGCGGUUGCAGCGCAGUACUGGGGGUACUUAUGUGUCCAUAAAUGUCUCAUAGCAACUUCCUACAGUAUGCGUGUUUUGGUGAAACUAAGUAGAGAUGGUAAAAUGAAGUCGUGACCUUCAA
Messenger RNA from Dunckerocampus dactyliophorus (ringed pipefish), 2083 nucleotides. RefSeq lists its product as uncharacterized. The coding region runs from base 65 to 505 and encodes 146 amino acids. The transcript is spliced from 3 exons. Lineage: Eukaryota; Metazoa; Chordata; Actinopteri; Syngnathiformes; Syngnathidae. The record is from RefSeq and is a predicted model, not a curated record.